AUGCUCCCCCGCCAUCUCCGUGCUGCCGUCGUCACCUCCUCCGCGCCCGCACAAAUACGUGCGCUGCUCUACGCGCGAAGUUCGCUGCGGCCGACCUCGCUCCGGGCGCACCGUGUCAUUUCGCACCCACCGUCUGCGUCAUUCCACUCGUCUUCGCGCCGGCAGGAUGAGCAACCACGGUCGCCGUUCCAGACGUUUGUGGAAGUGCUGCGCGAAGAGCUGCGCAAGAAUCGUGAGCUGCAGGACAAUGUCAAGCAGCUGCAGGGCGACGUGGACAAGUUCCAGGACUCGGAGGCAAUGCGGAAGGCAAAGGCAGCGUACGAGCGGGCACGGCUCACCUCCAGCAUUAAAGAAAAUCCGCGGUUACGAGCUGCCGCAGAAGAGCUCCGUAAGACGGGUAUGAAGGUCGGUGAUGCCGUGUCGGAAGCACUCAAGACCAUGGAGGAGAGCGAGGUCAUGCGGGCGAUAUCUCGCGCGUCCGCCGCCGUGUCAAACACCAUCGCAUCUACCACCGAGCCAAUACGGAAAACAGAGGCCUAUAAGACACUUUCCGAAACGUGGGAGCGCGAAACAUGCAGGUUUGAGGAGAAGGAGGCACGGCGGAAGCGUCGGCAGGCACGUCUAGCCAAGGCAGGCAAGGAGAGCAUCACCCGCGCCGUCAAGGCCGACCCAGAAGCCGGCUCUGCAAUGGUACUGCACAAAGACUCGCCGAAGAACGAGCGCUGGGAGCGAUUGAAGGAGACGAACCCGGUUCUGCGUUCGCUCGCGUCGCUUCGUCAGGCAUACGACGAGUCGGAGAACCCGUCGUGGCGGAUGCGCGCGGUGACGGACACCAUAGGCGGGUGGUUCGAAGAGACGGAGCAGGCGCAGGUGCACCGCCGGAUGAAGCUGAUGGACCCGAGCUAUUCGCUGGAGAGCUUCGAGCGCGAGCUCCGGGAGUACAUUAUUCCAGAGGUGACGUAUAAUGUGCUAUGGGCGACGAUGGAGCAGUUCCUGCGGCAAGGUCUCGUGAGCGACAGCAAAGUGCUGGACAUUCGGCAAGUGGACAUAUCGGGAGCGAAGAUCCUCGAGAACGACAUCCCCGUGUUCGUAGUGACGUUCCAGACGCAGGAGAUGCUCAUCUUCCGGAACGCCAAGACGAGUGAGAUCAUGGUCGGUGCCGAGAACAAGGUCGAGCAGUGUCACUAUGCUGCCGUCGUCACACGGACAGAGGAGGAGCUCGAUAACGAGCUUACAGGAGGCUGGAAGGUCGUUGAGAUGGCCCGUCGAUCAUCGCGCGCAUACCUUUGA
Fomitopsis serialis is the source of this 1290-nucleotide messenger RNA. RefSeq lists its product as uncharacterized. The transcript has 8 exons. Lineage: Eukaryota; Fungi; Basidiomycota; Agaricomycetes; Polyporales; Fomitopsidaceae. Gene Ontology annotation, cellular component: mitochondrial inner membrane. Gene Ontology annotation, biological process: protein import into mitochondrial matrix. Bases 1 to 1290 code for a protein of 429 amino acids. The record is from RefSeq and is a predicted model, not a curated record. Gene Ontology annotation, molecular function: protein-folding chaperone binding.